Myotis brandtii (Brandt's bat) is the source of this 617-nucleotide messenger RNA. Its product is annotated as integrin beta-4-like. Lineage: Eukaryota; Metazoa; Chordata; Mammalia; Chiroptera; Vespertilionidae. The transcript has 2 exons. Gene Ontology annotation, molecular function: protein binding. The record is from RefSeq and is a predicted model, not a curated record. The annotation marks the transcript as partial.
GGCAGGUCACUCAAUCUCUCCGAUCCUUGGUGUCUGACCUGUGCAAAGGGGACAGUAGGGCGGGUCAGUGGAGGUCCCAGCUGCUUGGCACUCGCACUUCCCCACUGACCAGCCCCUCCCCCGAGCAGGUGAGGUACUGGAUCCAGGGGGACUCCGACUCGGAAGCCCACGUGCUGGAGAGCAAGGUGCCCUCGGUGGAGCUCACCAACCUGUACCCGUACUGCGACUACGAGAUGAAGGUGUGCGCCUUUGGCACGCAGGGCGACGGCCCCUACAGCUCCCUGGUGUCCUGCCGCACCCACCAGGAAGUACCCAAUGAGCCAGGGCGUCUGGCUUUCAACGUCGUCUCCUCCACGGUGACCCAGCUGAGCUGGGCUGAGCCCUCGGAGACCAACGGCGAGAUCACGGCCUACGAGGUCUGCUACGGCCUGGUCAACGAGGACAACCGUAAGGCCCCUCCUUCCGCCCCCGGGGUGGCAGCCGUGGAAGGGGAGGGGCCGAAAGUGGGAGGGAGGCCACAUUGUCCUGCUCAGUGGAUGAGCCCCUGCAUCUGGUCGCCUGAGGCAUCAUUCGGUUUAGGUCUGGUUCAGGCCCAGAAGCUUCCGGGGCUGGAGGGG